Molecule: messenger RNA, 7118 nt
Organism: Daphnia carinata
Lineage: Eukaryota; Metazoa; Arthropoda; Branchiopoda; Diplostraca; Daphniidae
Exons: 3
Coding region: 57-6968 (2303 amino acids)
Biological process (GO): protein import; protein targeting
Cellular component (GO): membrane
Molecular function (GO): ATP binding; ABC-type protein transporter activity
Source: RefSeq, a predicted model, not a curated record
GAUUACUGAAAACAAUUACAUGUGACUGGCGAAUAUAUCAUACCGUUGCAAGAAAGAUGUCCGAAAUUUCAGCUAUGGAUGAGGAUGAAGCGAGUGUUGCUGGAGAAACUCCUAACCCGCCGAAUACAUUACAUUACAGUAAAUCAGAAUAUUUUGGCAAAAAAUUAAAAAGUUGGUUGCAUCAUCCGGACAAUGAAGGCAAUCUGAAGCUUUUCCGCAAUGCUGUAGAACAUAUGGAACAGAAAUUUGGAAUAGAACUUUCUUCUUUCGACUUGACAUGUCUCGAGUGGCAGUAUGUCAAAUCCGUAUUGGAAAUUUGGCAGGAAAAGGCUUUCGAAAAAGCGUCUCAGGAUCUGACAACGACUAACCACCCCUCAGAGAUAUCUAUUCUAGUAAACGAGUUUAAUUCUAUCAGUUCAUUCCAUGACGUUGAAACGACGCAAUUGGCACAAUCACGAGUUCGAAUCUGGUGUGACGGAGGGUGUCGGUAUUUUCAGUUGAUUGCCAAACAGGGACAGCUGUUCAAACAAGCUCCUCGUUUUGCCAUUCUUGUUCCCUGCCAUUUUAAUAACUUCAAAAUUCUUUGCAUCAAAGAGAUUUUCUUCCGAUGUUGGCAGAAUUUCGUGAAAGACGAAACUAAUGGUGAGAAAUACCAAAAAUGCAUUUCCGCCCUAAUUUCCUUACUGGUGAAAGCCUUUGAAAACAAGGAAUUGCUAGACAUUAUAGAGUUGUUCUUCGAGGAUAUUCUCGAUGAAUUGCCCACCGGCAAAGCAAUUGAUUGGCGCAUAUUUUGCGAGGAAAAACUGCAAAAGUUCCCGGCUGGUAGCAACGAAGAGAGUUCGACUCCUGAUUGGUUCCAAAAAUUUAAAGAAGCCGUUGAAGAAAUAGGGAAAGAAGCGUGGACCUCGCGUUUCACAUUAAUGAUGAAUGAAGUUUUGAAGCUAUACUUGCUGCCACGAACAAAGGUCGAAACCACGGACGAUAACGGAAGGAAAAUUAUUUUUGUCAGAGGAAAAGUUGUAUUUCUUAGCAAAGUUAUAGAUAAAAUGGAAAAAUUAAAAAAGGACGAUGUAGGUCUCCAGGAAAUCAAAAUUGUUGGACUAAAAUCCGUUCACAUUGAUUGCAACUUGGAUAACGACAUCUGGCAUGGCACAAAUUUAGGACUGGACACUGACAAAAUCAUUGUUGAUGAUGAAUUUUCUUGGAACUUUUCUGGUCAACACAACAACGAACAAAAUGCAAGAGAACCACGUCAACCAGGUGAAAGUGGUGGUAACGUACACAUCAUUUGCAACGAGAUGGUCAAUGCCAAGCAAUGGACAAUCAUAUCUGAUGGAGGGGACGGAAGUUCAGCUCACAAAUGGACUAAGGAGGAAUUUAACCAAGCUUUUCCUUCCAUGUCACUAUUCGAAGGAGGCGAAGGCAAUAUGAAAACGGUUGCUGAAGCGUUAGAACAUCUUUCACCAGAAGAUAAUGUAUUGGGAAACCUUAAAGAGAAGGGUUAUAUCCGCGGACCCAUGUCCGAUAUCAAUGAGGUCAUGGUAUCAUUUUACAAAUCGGAGACGAAACGCGAUUCGCUUAUCUUUUUUCAAGGACGAGGAGUCGGACAAGGUGGAUACGGUGGCUCUGUGAUUGUGGAAAUUUUAAAUAGAUUGACGUCUACCACAUUACCUAACCUCCCAUGUAUCGGGAAUCAGAAGCGCCUACCAUCCGCUACCUAUAUGCCUAAUGUCUAUGAGGCAUGUGGUGCUGACGGCAAAAUUGGUAAACCCGCCGGUGAUAUUGGUUUCAUUCACAGUGUCAAGACAACCAAAGAGAAUAAGGAAGGGAGGUAUUUUGGUUUUGACUCCGAUGUCAGGCUUCAGUUAAAGUUCUGCGAUCGUAAAUCGAAAGACGUCAACUUGUACGCUAAAGUAAAGCCCGUUGCAGGAGGAACAUCAAAGGCGAAGUAUGCGUCAAUAAUUAUAGAUCAGCCUGUUCCUACAUCUGAUCCUACAAUACUGGUUGAAGCUACCAGGAAAAAGAUCAUCCUUCGCCAAAGUCUGUUUCAGCAUUAUUCCGAGAUAAAUCAACACAAGGAAAUUUCUCAGUCCCUUGAAGAGAUAUUUUCCAGCACACGGCAACCUCAGCCAACUAGUUUGAUACCAAAGGAUUUGGCAACAUUCAACGAAAAACUCGAGCGGAUGAUGUAUCAAGACCAGCAAAAUCGAUUAGAAAUCGCACAAGCAAAAACGCUUAAGCCAGCCCCUCUAAAUCAAUUAAAAGCCGACACUUCAGGCACUUCUUCGCUACGAGCCGACGAACAGGAAGUUGCAACUAUAAUACAAAACACUCCGAACACGACAUUCGACUCUGACGUACACCCAAACCAAAACCCUGCAGUAAGAAACGUGGAGGAGAUCAUCAGUAUUAUGCAGCAAAAUGAAAAUAUGACUAAUAAUAACCUGAAGUUUCUUCUUCUUUUAAAAGAAAAUGUUAUAGAAUCCAAAACAAUGGAUCUUAAGGAGAGCACCUUCUUAAAAUCGAUCAAAGACCAAGGAUUAAAUCUAGCGAGUGACGAAAACCUAAACUGCUUCCUCCGUGUCUACAGUUACGGCGUCCAAAAAAAACUAGGAUUUUCCUUGCGUGAUGCGCAAAGAGUGGCUAUCAUGGCAUUGUUACAAAAACGUCCAAAUUCCAAGAAAACGUUGGUUCAAGUAUCAACUGGUGAGGGCAAAUCUUUGAUUGUUGCCGGAGUGGCCAUCGCAUUGGCUCUUUCUCAGAUUACAAAAUCGAAACCAUUAUCACCAGUUGACGUUAUUACCAGUAACAACGUCCUAGCUAUACGCGAUACUAACACUUCGUCGGACAAGGGAGGACUCAAGGAUCUGUAUGACCUCUUUGGAGUCAGUGUAGCAAAUAAUUGCAGCCAUUUGAAAGGGGAACGUGUAAAAGCCUACGAAGCAGCCGUGGUUUACGGGGAACUGGCAAAUUUCCAGCGUGAUUACUUACUGAAAAAUUUUUACAACUACAAUACUCGUGGUGACCGAGAAUUCACGAAUGUCAUUAUUGACGAAGUGGAUUGCAUGUUGCUGGACCGCGGCAGCAACACUCUGUACCUAUCGCACGAUAUUCCAGGCAUGGAGAUGCUUGAAUCUUUGUAUGUUUUCAUCUGGGAAAUGUUGAAAAACUGGGAAAAAUCAAAAACUUCGAUGGCAUCCGUUACAAAAUCAAUCAAAUCAGAAGUGUAUUAUGACUUGUUUGGCGUCACAUCUAUGGACGAUUUGGAGUUGGUUCAUGCGAAAUUAAAAGAUUUACCUUCGGAAAAAACAGCGCUGUGGAAUCACCUAGUUAAUCAAAAAGUAAUUGAUGAUAAAGGACGUCUAGUCAUUACUGAUGCCAACAAAAUAACAAAAGAGGAGAUCAACUAUGUCCCUAAUGCGACACAACUCCAAGUGAACAAUCUUAAUGCAAAAUUGGUUUUCUAUUUCCGCAAAAUUGCCAAUCGCCAGCGUCGCUUCCGAUUACCUUCUCACCUGCUCGACUUUGUUGAUCGAAACCUUGACACUUGGUUAAAUAGCGCCUUUCAGGCUUUGGAUCUAAGACGCGACGAGCACUACGUCAUUGACCAAGACCGAACAGACACUAAUCUGGAUCUCAAUCCGCAAGUGAUUAUAAUCGAUCCUGACACUGGAACAGACCAGACUUUGUCGCAAUGGGACGGAGCCUUGCACCAGUUCGUUCAACUGAAGGAAGGGUGUAAAUUGACGCUGCAAAGUCUCAAAGCCGUUUUCAUUUCCAAUGCCACGUACAUCUUGGAAUACAACAAAAUGAUGGGCGUGUCGGGUACACUAGGGUCCAAAAAAGAGCAAGAAUUUUUGAGCGACAAGUACGGGUGCGAUUUCUUUGAAGUUCCGACCGCUUUUUCUAAAAAAUUCACUCUCAAACCAACCAAAGUUCUCCGAUCGGGAGCAGAGUGGCUAGAGGAAAUAAUCAAAGAAACGCGGGAUGUUCUUAAUAUAUCGGAAGGAAUACAGGAUCAACCACAGCGUGAUGUAAGCAAUGUGGACGUAAAAUCUCGAUCCAUUAUUAUUUUUUGCAGGACCAUCAGAGAAGUCAAUCAAGUUUACCGUAGGCUGAAACGUCAUCGUCUCACUCGUUUGAUUCAUCGAUACACACGAGACUACGAAAAAUUUGCCUUUGAAAGUAGUGAACUGGGCAUUGGACACGUUAUCGUCGCCACGAACUUGGCUGGACGAGGAACAGACAUUAAGAUUAGCAACGAUUUGAAAGCUAACGGAGGUCUACACAUUUGCUUGACUUAUUUACCCGAAAACGAACGGAUCAAAGAGCAAGCGAUGGGUCGUGCAGGAAGAAAAGGAGAACAAGGAAGUGGAAUCCUUAUCUUAUGCGACACCGAGUCACAAGAAAAGGAUGAAAAACUUGGUGAUGAGCAAUUGUUCAACAAUAUGGAAAAAGAACGAGAUGAACAAGAAUUACAGCGAUUAUCGCGGUUGGACGAGGAUUUCAAAGAUAACGAUAUUCAAAAAAAAUUGUUCCUGGAUUUUAUCAAAACAUUUUCGAUGCAAAACAUCAAAAAUGAAUUGGAGAAAUGCAAAGAAAUGAGAAAAACAGAAAAAGGAGAUGAUGUUGAAUACCAAGACUAUCAGGUGUUGGUUCAGGCCAUUCGUGACAGCGCCCUAGACAAAUGGGCUCUUUGGCUUGAUACAAAAGAAUUCGAUCGUUCCAACGUAGAGUUUCCUGAUAAAUUACACGGUUUUGAGAACUUUGACAACAUAAUCAACUGGAUCACGCCUGCUCGCGCAAUAGCUGUAGCAAAUGAUCUUGCAAAUUCCUGCAAGAAACCGAACCUCUCCAAGGCAGAACAGAUUUUGAAACAACUUGUUAGUUCCGAAUACAGUUUAUGUUAUCCAGCUGCUCACUACUACCAGAUUUUUAUUUCUCUCAAACAAAACAAGUUCGAGAACGCAAAAGACGAAUUCUUACGCAAGUUACGAGCCACGGAGACCAUUAUCACCCAGCAAAUUGACAUGCAACAGUCUUUCAAUAGCACAAUCAAUCAGAUAAAACAACAAGAUAAACCAGACGAAAUUCCUUUUUUUCGUGACUCUGACGCUUACAACGAACAGAAAAAAAAUGAAGUGAGAAUUUGGACAUGUUUACGUGAGUCCAUUGUCUCCUUGUUGGACAAUCACUGCUCUAUCGCAAGCCUUCGUGAAGCGAGUAAAGUUCCGGACGAACAACCAGGUCCUCAAGAUAAAACCUCAACCGAAGAAAUGCCAAGGGACGAAAAAAUUCGUCGAGAGAAAGUUGGCAAGUAUUAUAAAUCUCUGGUAGAAGCAAAAUGCAUUGCUUGCGAGCUCAACGAUCCCAACACUAUCCCGAGCCAAAGUAUAUUCCCCGACGGCAGUUUGCGUAAUCGAAGUGCAAUCAUCCAGCAGAUAGAAGACGACUAUGAUUGUAUUGGAGCAUCACUCGAAAAAACGCUAGUGUCCGUCUUUGACAAAGCCUUAAGUGAACAAGAGAUUGAAAAGGAGCUUGAAAAAAAAGUUUUUAUCCCAUCUAGUAGGAAGGCGUUCUGGAAGAAACUCGUCGAUGCUGGUGCCUUGAAGAUUCCAAAGAACGGCAUCGAAAUGGAAUGCGUCAUCAUAUCAGACAGGCAGUACGAACACAUACCCGAGCUUGAUAGAGAAGAGGCUAUCAUGUUAAAUUUUGGAUACGACACUUACGAUCAAGCACUAAAAUGCCUUACCAUCCUCUAUCAUCCGAUAUACGAAAACAAACAACAGUUGGACGACAGCAAAAAACUUAUGUUUCCCAAGAAGUAUGUCAAACGAAUCACAAACUAUGAGCUAGAAAAGCAAAAUUUCGAGUUCAACAAGAUCGCUCUUCUUGACCUCAAGAAGCUCAAAAAUAUGGAACUUAGAGAAUUUGGUCGUCUGCUCUAUGAUGACUUCUUUCGAAUAAAUAUUGUUCCAGCUGAACGAGAAGGCAUUUGGAAGGAACUAAAGAAGCAGGAGAUCAUCGAUGAUCAGGGUUUUCUGGUGCCCAAUUGCGAUUUAACCAAAGGAUUUAACUAUCCGCAGUGCCCCAUCUAUUCAGACGCUGUGAUGCAUCUCAUCGAACAAAAAUUUGUCGCAGAAAUAGUCCGACGUCAGUGGCUAAAAAUAAAAGCUCGUCAAACAAUGUCCAAAGAGGAUCCUGAUUAUCUGAAAGCGAUCAACUUUUUACCGUUAAAACCACACCGAGACAUGCUCGGAGAUUUGAUGGCGGCCCACGUCGUUUCUGGGGCUCGACUUAUGUACGACACAAAGAGGAAACUAGCAGAGGAAAUUUCGAAAAUCAAAGAUGCUGAUGAAAGAGAACAAAAAUUUCUUUUGGAGUUCUUCGAAGAUCGACUACCUCUCUAUACUAUGACAGCAGCGCCAAAAUUUUCUCUCGAACCCUUAGAACGUAUCAUAGGCGCAUUUCCGUCAGCGGUUAACGUCUUCAGCGAACUUCUUGUCUUCCGUCUAAUGGGACUAAACAGUGUCAUAGGAAUAGAGGAACAGAAAUGGUCGUUGAAGAGAAAAUCCUUAGGAUUACUGUUCUCUUCAUUCAUCAUUGCUGGCGGAAUGGCAUCCAUAAGUGCUGGAGUUUUACUACGCAUUUUCUGCCCAGAACUACCAUCUCGACUUUAUCGAAAUGUGUUACUCAGGGGAGGCUGGUCUGACAUUGCCUACGCCAUUGCGACUGUUUUGUCGCAUAAGGACUUCACCUGGAACGAAUACUGGCGCCAGAGAAUUAGGAGUGCAUCAGGAAAAGUGGGUCCAAUUGAGGCGAUCCACAGCCUGCGGAAAUUAUCUGCCAACGCGAAUAAACAUAGCGAUCAACGGGUUGAGUCAAAUGAUGCCCAAAUAAGGAUCGCAGGUGGCAAAAUCGCAAACUUCCCAAGGACAGUUGAAAAUGAUGACAUAUGUAAUGUGUAGCAUUCACGAGUGUGUUAUAGCAUACCUGCCUCAAUUAAAAAAAGGAAAUUCCAUUUCAACAUGUAGUUUUUAGUGAUGUGAUUUUAUGGUUAUGGUAUUGCGCUCUUUGUGACAGUUUUUGCAUUUUGCGGUUUGGAUGUUUUGCUGUCU